AUGUCAGAAAUUGUUGAAUCUGAAGUAAGUACCACCAAAAACAAUAAGUCAAUCAAGUUAAAAAGAGAUAACCAGACAUUUUGCUCCAUCAACCCGUAUCCAUUCGGUAAAUACCAUAAUGCUACCAGAUAUAUAAAGGACAACAUUCUUAAUGUCCCAGAAUCAGGCGUCUCAGACUUUAUUGAACCUUGGCAUGAAUAUAAAGCUUUUAUCAAUACACCUGAUGAAAAUCAACUGGAGAAGUUCAUCACUGAGGUCAUUCGGUUUGCAGCUGCCUGCAUGAACAGCCGCACCAAUGGUACCAUACAUUUUGGAAUUGGAGACCAACCAGACUUUGUUCAUGGUCAGAUAGUGGGAGUUGCUGUUAAUGACAAACAAGAGUACCUAAAAGCCCUAAAAUCAGCCAUUGAUAAUAACUUUGAACACAAGCACAAGUUUGCUGCUCAGAAAUCUAUUAAAACUCCUCGAUUCGUUGAGGUUCUAAACAGAAAUAUAUUAUCUCAUGAAUUUGUGAUUGAAGUGGAUAUUGAGCCUCUGUUUGCCAUCUGUAGAGAAAACAUCUUCCACACCUUUAACAUGAAGAAACAUAAGAAAAAGAGAAGACAGAAAAUGUUCAUCAUUAGAGAUGGUGCUAGCACUAGAGACCUUCUUGUCCCAACUACAUUCGCCAAGCCUUUGGUUGAGUAUGAUGAGUUUGUUAAACAAAUACCUAAACUAUCACAGCUACGUAAGAAGGCAGAGGAGAAGCACUUAGAUUUAACUGAACAUGUUGUAAAACGUGGGCCAUAUACAAUGAAUAAUUGUCCAAGAGAUAAGUUAAUCAAGUUAAAAAGAGAUAACCAGACAUUUUGCUCCAUCAACCCGUAUCCAUUCGGUAAAUACCGUGAUACUACCAGAUAUAUAAAAGACAACAUUCUUAGUGUCACUGAAUCAGGCACCUUAGACUUUAUUGAACCCUGCCAUGAAUAUAAAGCUUUUAUCAAUACACCUGAUGAAAUCAACUGGAGAAGUUCAUCACUGAGGUCAUUCGGUUUGCAGCUGCCUGCAUGAACAGCCGCACCAAUGGUACCAUAC
Messenger RNA from Poeciliopsis prolifica (blackstripe livebearer), 1074 nucleotides. RefSeq names its product sterile alpha motif domain-containing protein 9-like. Gene Ontology annotation, cellular component: cytoplasm. Lineage: Eukaryota; Metazoa; Chordata; Actinopteri; Cyprinodontiformes; Poeciliidae. The record is from RefSeq and is a predicted model, not a curated record. The coding region runs from base 1 to 1050 and encodes 349 amino acids. The transcript is spliced from 2 exons.